Molecule: messenger RNA, 6237 nt
Organism: Alosa alosa (allis shad)
Lineage: Eukaryota; Metazoa; Chordata; Actinopteri; Clupeiformes; Clupeidae
Gene: ece2b
Product: endothelin converting enzyme 2b
Exons: 20
Coding region: 310-2631 (773 amino acids)
Biological process (GO): protein processing
Cellular component (GO): plasma membrane
Molecular function (GO): metalloendopeptidase activity
Source: RefSeq, a predicted model, not a curated record
AGAGGGAGGGAGAGAGGGUAAGAGAGAAAGAGCAGGCGGGGUAGGCUAUAGAUAACGAGGGAGGCAGCAGGCAGAUAGUUAUCUCCUCACAAUCAUCCUUGUGUUUUUACACGCUCACUGCCAGACUUCAAGGAGAACAAGAAAGGACGUGCGUUUUCGUGGCACUGGCGAACAGCCUAAUUCUGCUAUCAUGCACAGAUUAGCUCGUUGCUGAAAACGUUUUAUCACUGCGAAGGGUUUGUGUGCGAGAGAUGGCUCCGGGAGCUGGUCAGUGCACUUUCAUGCAGAGGUAGAGUAGCCCGUACGCCGAUGCCUGCUGCCCUCUGCACGAUGAGUGUAGCCCUGCAAGACCUGCGGAACAACAUGUCCAACUACAGGCGUGCAACCUUUGACGAGGAGGAGGUAUCCGAGGUCCCAACCGACGGGACCAUCUAUCCCGACAGCGUGGAGGUGGGUUUCCGGCGCGGUGGUAUCCAGCUGCUAGGGCCCCUGGGCAGGCGUACCCAGAUGGAGGUGGUGCUGGGCGGGCUGCUCCUGGCCUCCCUGCUGAUGCUGUUCGGCUGUGCCCUCACUCUGGGCAUCCGCUACAACACGGAUCCAGCCCGCAGCCUGUGCCUGACGGAGGCGUGUGUGACGGUGGCCAGCAAGAUCGUGGAGGCGCUGGACCGGAGUGUUGACCCGUGCCAGGACUUCUACCAGUACGCGUGCGGCGGAUGGAACCGCAAGAACCCGCUGCCCGACGGACGCUCGCGCUGGAACACCUUCAACAGCAUCUGGGACCAGAACCAGGCCGUGCUCAAACACCUGCUCGAGAACGGCACGUUUAACUCCAGCAGUGAUGCAGAGAGGAAGGCCCAGAACUACUACCUGUCCUGCCUCAACGAGCAGCGCAUCGAGGACCUGGGGGCCCAGCCACUCAUCGACCUCAUCGCCAAGACGGGUGGAUGGAACAUCACUGGGCCCUGGGACAAGGACAACUUUAUGGAGGUUCUGAAGACCGUCUCCGGGCCAUACAAGGCCCAGCCUUUCUUCACCAUCGGAGUUAGUGUGGACCCCAAGAACUCCAACUCCAACAUCAUUCAGGUGGACCAAUCAGGACUGUUUCUGCCAUCACGUGACUAUUACCUCAACAAGACAGCCAAUGACAAGGUUUUGAAGGCCUACCUGGACUACAUGGUGGAGCUGGGUCUGUUGCUGGGUGGUCAGAAGAACUCCACGCAGGCACAGAUGCAGCAGAUCCUGGACUUCGAGACCGCGCUGGCCAACAUCACCGUCCCACAGGAUGAGCGUCGCGACGAGGAGAAGAUCUACCACAAGAUCACCAUAGCAGACCUGCAGUUGCUGGCCCCGGCGGUGGAUUGGCUGGACUACCUGAACUCGGCGCUGUCGCCGUUGGAGCUGAACGACACAGAGCCGGUGGUGGUCUAUGCUAAGGAGUACCUGCAGCAGGUGUCCGAACUCAUCAACAAGACGGACCACAGUCUGCUGAAUAACUACAUGAUGUGGAACCUGGCGCAGAAGGGAGUGACCAGCCUGGACCAGCGCUUUGAGAACGCCCAGGACAAGCUGCUGGAGAGCCUGUACGGAACCAAGAAGUCGUGCACGCCUCGGUGGCAGACUUGCAUUGCGAGCACGGACGACACGCUGGGCUUUGCCCUCGGCGCCCUCUUUGUCAAAGCCACAUUCGACAAACAGAGCAAGGAGAUUGCCGAGGAGAUGAUCAAUGAGAUCCGCUCCGCGUUUAAGGACUCGCUGGACAACCUGCGCUGGAUGGAUGACCAGACUCGACAGGCGGCCAAGGACAAGGCUGAUGCCAUAUAUGACAUGAUUGGAUUUCCUGACUUCAUCCUGGACUCGAAGGAGCUGGACGACGUCUAUGAUGGGUAUGACGUGUCGGAGGACAACUUCUUCCAGAAUAUGCUAAACUUCUACAACUUCUCCGCCCGGGUGAUGGCCGAUCAGCUGCGGAAGCCCCCUAAUAAAGACCAGUGGAGUAUGACUCCGCCCGCAGUGAACGCCUACUACAUGCCCACCAAGAAUGGCAUUGUGUUCCCCGCGGGAAUCCUACAGGCACCCUUUUAUGCCCACGACCACCCCAAAGCCUUGAACUUUGGAGGCAUUGGAGUGGUAAUGGGACAUGAACUCACUCAUGCAUUUGAUGACCAAGGGAGGGAGUACGACAAGGACGGGAACCUUCGACCAUGGUGGCAGAAUUCCUCAGUGGACGCCUUUAAGAACAGGACCGAGUGCAUGGUGGAGCAGUACUCCCAGUACACCAUCAACGGAGAACACAUCAACGGCAAGCAGACCCUCGGGGAGAACAUCGCCGACAACGGAGGCCUCAAGGCGGCAUAUCAUGCCUACAAGUCGUGGGUUCAAACGUAUGGAGAGGAAAAGAGGCUACCAGCGGUAAAUCUCACCAAUGACCAGCUGUUCUUCGUGGGCUUUGCACAGGUGUGGUGCUCGGUGCGUACCCCUGAGAGUGCCCACGAGGGCCUGGUGACCGACUCCCACAGCCCCCCCAAGUACCGCGUCAUCGGCACCCUGUCCAACUCGCCGGAAUUCGCCGAGCACUUCCAGUGUGCCCGCGGCUCCCUCAUGAACUCGGGCCACCGCUGCGAGGUCUGGUAGGGCCUGUCCACCCCGCCACGGCAACGCCUGUCCACAGGGGGGCGCCAGUCUGCCAGUCUGUUCCUGCAGGACACGGUCUGAGGAGAGAAAAGGAGGAGGAAGAGGAGGAGGAGGAGGAGGAAAUGGGCAGAUUUCCAAGCACUGGACUUUUUUUCUUUUCAUUUCUGUUUGUUGUUGUUGGUGUAGUAGUAAUUGUUGUUGUUGCUGUUGUCUGUAUUGUUGUUUUGGUAAUGAUGCUGGAUUCUGAACGGUGAUGUCUGAUGGAGUGAGUCUGGACUCAAGAUGACUCCAGAGAGAGAGAGCACACUGACGAGUGAUGGUUGUAUUUUCCAGUGUUUGGAGGCCCCCGUAGCUUUCUCUCUCUCUCACUUUUUCUUUCCCACUCUUUAUUGCUCUCUCUCUCUUCUUUCUGCAGAGCCUCACUGGCCCCCGUAUGCUUCUUUUAUUUAUUGUUUGCUGGACUGACGAGCGGAGGGCGGGGCCGAGGGUUGGAGAAGCAGAGCCCUCCGGCCCUCAGCUCUCCGUGCUUCUGUGUGCAUUGUUUUGCUAUGUGCCCUGUUUACAGCCUCAUUCUCUGGUGGACUGGAAAAAAAAACCCGAUUGUGAGGUCACAGAUGGAACUGUGACGCAUUAAGGACCCUAGAAAAGGGUGGCACUCAUCGUCAUGACAAUGAAGCGUUCUGUCUUUGUGACCUCAUAAAAAGAGGCCCUCCUUACUUGUGUGACCUCACAGGAAGUGUUCCAUAGUGUCUGUGACCUCACAGGGGAAAAAAACAGUUGUUUACUGUGCAACCUCAAAAGGGCAUGCCAUGUUCUUCUUGGGUGGUAAAUAUGAACGCAGGGGUGCCCACCACUAGCUUAUCUGCCCUCACUGGUGUGUGUGUGUGUGUGUGUGUGUGUGAGUGUGUGUGUGAGUGAGUGAGAGUGUGUGCGUGCUCUGACAUUGGCAUAUUUUAUUGUUGACAAGGUUGGAAUGGGACUCAUUUCAAACUGCUUCUUGCCAAAGAAUGUCUUCUUUUUUCUCUUUGUUACCAGCGUUCUGUUGGUGUUCUGCUGUUCCAUGUUUGAUCCCCUCGACUCGACUCUUUCCGCCUCUACUCAGUGAAGAUUGCAUUCGUGCCCACAGUGUGUGCUGUACAGUACGUGGGGUGGGAUUAGGAUAGCUGAAGACUCAUGGCUCUAUUUUGAGGGUAGUAACAGUUUUUAAAAUCCCAAUCCUGAUUGUGUUUAUCCUAAUAUUUACACCAGAGUUAAGGCAGACAACUAGGCUGAGGUUUAAACUUGGACUAAUUCCUGGUUGCUCAGCAGUGCAUGGCAGUGAAUCAGAGUAUAUUAAUUAGCUGACUUUAGGUUCAGUAUAACUUGAGAAAUAUUUGGCUGCACACAUUGUAGUAUUGGUACAUUAACAUUGUGUUAUCAUCCUUGAAAUAGAGCCUUUGAUGUGUGUGUGUGUGUGUGUGUGUGUGUGUGUGUGUGUGUGUGUGUGUGUGUGUGUGUUUGUGUGCGUGCACACGCAUACACAAAUAAUUAGUUGUGUUGAUGUACAGUCACGCCCCUCAACACUACAUUGAUAUAAUAUCUGAUGUUAGGUCUGCCGACAUGAUUUCAAAUGUUGUGCUCCAAAUGAAAACGAAAUAAGAGGAUUUUUUAUUAUAUAUUUUUUUCUCCUUGGCUUUCACACAGCCCUCCAAUUCAGGGCAAAGUCCCUUGAUAGAUGUUUGUUGUGUUUUGACUAUUUUAACUGUGGGAUGAACGAUACACAACUGGAUAACACAUGAUUAAUUUUGCCUAGCCUGUGUGUCACUGCAGGUGUUGUAGAAGACACGAACAAUAUACCUUUCCUGCUAGCAGGUGACUCCAGAGUCAGAUUCAGAUCUGAUUUGAUUCUGGUUCAUAAUCUGAUUCUGAUUCUGAUUCCGUUUCCGAUUCUAGGUUUACCUAGCCAAUUGUUCUGGAAUAUAUCCAGUUAGUUCACGACCAGUUCAGUUCUGUUGUCCUCUUGGCGGGCUUUGAACUGACUGACUUUCUCAGACACCUGUGACAUUGCAAAACACAGACUGCUUGUACACAUUGGCACAGUGAAGACGUAACAGAUUUACACAUAGUAUGUGUCUUUUGUUUUCUUAGUUGCUGAUUUUUUUGAUUCUUUGUUUUGUACCUGAGCGCAGAAAGGAACCAAAACCCUUUACACAAGACCAACACAUCCCACCUCUAGGGCUCCCCCUGGCCCAGGUUUCUGUGAGGUGAACGCUUACAUUCUCUUACAAUCAGUGACCGGUCCGCCAAUGAAAGGACAGUAACAGAUUAGCCUUCCUCACUCAUCACCCCACAACUCACAGCACCUGUAAUGACCAAACAGUUAGUUUAUGUGGUCAUGCUAAGAAACUAACAGAACAGGUGUCAGUCCAGUGGCUCUCAGUGGGGAGGGAUGUAUAGGUGAAGAAAUUGGUCUCUGAUGCCCUGUGGCUGCUUAAUGUGUGGGGUCAAAGGUCAUAACUGGGUGGAGGUCACACGGGAGGGUGAAAGGUCAUUGGGGUUGGUAUUUAGGGUGGAUUAUAGGGUUUAGCCUUAAAUAACUGCAGUGAUUUAUGUAGAUAGUAAAUGAAGAAAUAAAUGACUAUAUAUUUAAAGUGCAAACAUAAUUGAAAACUUGAAGUGUGUAAAAGCCUUUAAUUAGCCAAUUCAUGCCAUUAAGUGUUUCUGGACUCUUUCUGGACUUUAGUGUCUCGGUCUCAUUUCCCCCUCUCGAAGUUCUGCCCUGACGCUGGGUCAUCCGGACCAGUCAAAGCUUCAGCACUAGGACCCAGGAGGACACAAGGCCAACGAGAGACGCCAGUUCGUCCCAAAUGUUCCCGUGAUGUCCUGAAUGCUGCUUAGUUGGAAGGCAAGAGUGGCUGCCCAGAUCGCUGCCAGCAGUGUUGCCAGAUUGGGCGGGUGCCCAAUUUCUUUUGACCUUAUCGGUAGGGGAAAAAUAAGCUUUAUGCGGGCAAAUAAAAAUUUUAGUUGAAUGGAUCAUUAUGACAAAAUCGUUGUUGGGGCGGUUUUUUGCUUGAGGGUGGGUUUUUGAGCGUGAUUGGGCGGAAAUCACUCAACCCAAUCUGGCAACACUGGCUGCCAGUUCAAGCCCAGAUGUGGUGCAAAUCCGUUUUGGCCUCGAUCUGGGAGUGCCACUUUUUUUGUUUGUUUGUUUGUUUGUUUUUUAUAUGCCAUUAUUAAGGAUGGUAAUGUGCCAUGUGAUUCAAAAGGGCAGACCAGGUCCUUGAAUUUUCUAAGGCCAUGAUUGAUGUGUUCACAUAAUCAAGCUGUGGAGUGUUGCCUUAUUUGAUUUAACAAGCAUACUUGCUCUUAAUUGUCUUUGGCAUUGUGUCUCUCCGCUCAACCUCCCUCUUUUUUGUUUUGUUUUAUCUUUGUAUUGAUGUAAAACUGUCCUUAAGUAUUUUACUCCUAAAGUCAGAUUUCUUUCUUUUUUAUUAUAAAAAAAAAGGAAUUUCCCAUCUUUCUAGCCCAGGACAGUGUGCCACCCAGCCUGUAGUACAACAUUCCAUAUAGUACACACCUGUAAACAGAGAAAAGGAACCGAAAUAAAGUAUAUACAUUGUAUACACA